GAGAGAGAGAGAGAAAUGUAAAUAAAUAAUUUGCAACAAAACUUGCAUACGGAGCAUACAGUUCUCUAAUUUUGAAAUCAAGAAAGAAGGUGGGGACAAGAGAAGAUAAAGAUGAAAACUGGAAGGCUCUUGAUUAUACUCUGCUUGGCUUUCUCUGGUUCUGAGCUGGAAGUAAACAUAGUCAAGUACAGCAGAGACAGCUGUCUAAAACAUCAGGAGUCUUUUCAGAAUGACACUUGUCAGACAGCUCUGAGCCCCAGCCACCAGCACCAUCAGCAAGCCCCCAGUGGUUUGCCAGGACGUCAUGAUCCCGGGAAGGCUGCGGUUUUGUGGUUCACAUUUCUGCUGACCCCAUGUGGGCAAACAUCCAAAUACCAAAAAAAAAAAAAAAAAAAAAUUGAUGUCCCAGGCUUUUGCAGCUUAUUUCCACAUCUGUUUCGUUUCCUCUGAGCUCCUGUUGCAGUUCUGAUUUCUGUGUUCUAACACCUGGCUGACCCAUCAUCUCCUGCACCUUGGUUCACUUCUGGAUUUACUAUUUCCUCAGUCACCCUUGGGAAAGUCAUGGAAGCCCUAGAGGAAACAUUAUUUGAAGAAUUUGAUAACUACUCCUAUGGCAUCGAUUAUUACUCUACAGAAUCUAACUCAGAGGAAAAAGCUCACCUGGGAGUUGUCCACUGUAUCUCCCUGGCGUUAUGCUGCUUGGCCUUUGUUCUGGGCAUUCCAGGUAAUGCCAUUGUCAUUUGGUUCACCGGAUUCAAGUGGAAGAAGACAGUCAGCACAAUGUGGUUCCUUAACCUGGCAAUUGCAGAUUUUAUUUUUCUUCUCUUCUUGCCCCUCUACAUCUCCUAUGUGGCCAUGAAUUUCCACUGGCCCUUUGGCCUCUGGUUGUGCAAAGUCAACUCCUUCAUAGCUCAGUUGAAUAUGUUUGCCAGCGUUUUCUUCCUGACUGUGAUAAGCCUGGACCGCUAUGUUCACUUGAUCUAUCCUGUCUUAUCGCAUCAGCACCGAACCCUAAGGAAUUCACUGAUCGUAGUUGUACUCAUUUGGCUUCUGGCUUUUUUAAUGGGUGGUCCUACCCUAUACUUUCGGGACAUUGUGGUGUUUAAUAACCACAUUAUUUGCUAUAACAAUUUCCAUGAACAUGAUUCCGACCUCAUUUUGUUGAGACACCACGUUCUUACUUGGAUGAAAGUUAUCAUUGGGUACUUGUUGCCGUUACUGACAAUGAGCAUUUGCUAUGUGUCUCUCGUCUUGAAGAUGAAGAAGCGAAGCACCCUGAUGACCAGUAAACAUUUCUGGACCAUCCUCGCUGUGGUCGUGGCUUUUUUAAUCUGCUGGACUCCCUACCACCUGUUCAGCAUUUGGGAGCUCAUUAUUCACCACAAUGUCUAUUUCCAGCAGGUACUGAAGGCUGGAAUCCCGCUCUCAACUGGCUUGGCAUUCCUCAACAGUUGUUUGAACCCCAUCCUUUAUGUCCUGAUUAGUAAGAAGUUCCAAGCCCGUUUUCGGGCAUCCGUUGCUGAGAUACUGAAGUACACACUGUGGGAAGUUAGCUGUUCUGGCACAGUGAGUGAACAGCUCCGGAACUCUGAAACCAAGAACCUGUGUCUCCUGGAAACAGUCGUGAGUUAGUUCUCUUCUCCAAAUCAUGGUUAUCCUUUUGUCUUGGCCUCUCAAGAGAUAUUUUCAGAUCUCUUGAUCCCAAAAUAUACAGCUGACUCUAUCUUCUUGUUUUGGUCAGUCUAUUGGUAGUAUUUUUGUGUGGAUUAAAGAAAAAUUGAGAAUGAACAUUUUUUUUUCAGCAACUAAAACUAUCCAUGUCAUUCUUACAAAUUAUACUGCAACAGAUUAGUCACCCAUGUUGAGGUAAUUAUCAAAUUAUUAUUUUUUUAAUCUUAAUACUUUUUUAAUAAUACUUGGGAACUCAUGUCUCAUGAGACAUGUAUGAUUAACUAAUUGCAAAAAUGUCAAAAUAUCUGUUAGAGCUCCCUUUCAUGCUGUAUGAGUAACCUAGUCUUUAAAAGCAAAUAUAUUUCACUUCUGCCAUGUAAUAUUAUAUAUACAUUUAUGAGUUAUAGUAAUAGUUGGUCAUAUUAAUUUAAAGCUCUGCUCCACUCAACUAAAUAAGCUGCCUCCAAAAUCUAAUUGCUUAAAAUAAUAAUUUUAUCACCGUUAUUAUUGUUAGUAUUAAUUAACCAAUAUUAACUAAUUCUGAGAGUCAUGAGUUCAAACAAAGCACAGAGGAGAGAUUUGUGUACAGAGCAUCAAAUUGACAGGGAUAACCCAAAUGGCUAGAAUCUGGAAUAUCUGGGUAUCGACUGAGCAGAUCUCUGCUCUCUUCCUUCCUCCUUUUAACUCUCUUCAAUCUCCCUUUGUCCCCCUUUCCCACUUCUUUCUGUCGGACAGCCCCCCAGCUCUGCUCCAUCGCUGAUACUAUGGUCUAUUUACAUAAUCAUUGUUUUGCCUGAGCCCCACCCUACCUGCAGGGUAUUAAUUAAUCCCACCAGUUAAAACCCUCACAACAGUUGCUAUGGAAGCUUUCUACCUUCGCGCUCUUUCCUUUUCUCCAUCCCCUUUCCAAGCCAUUUCCUUUUCCGACUUGCCACUUCCAUUUCAAAAGAUAUAAAGUCUGAUCAAUAAAGAUGCAUUGCAUUCCCGCUCCACCACGAGUUCCUGGUGCCUCUCCUGCAGCGUCGCUGAGUAAGCAGCAGCCCAGAGAGCACAUGGCCAGAAGAAACACCCUCAUGCUAGCCCGGCACUUUCUAUCUCCAUACAGUUAUUCCAACAUGGGCACUUCAUAGUAGCAAGCUUUUUCAUUUAGCAUCUUAGAACUUCAAUAUGCUUAUGCUUCCAGUUCUCAUAAAGGCUAUGUAUGCCUGACAAGGAAAGGGAACAGAACUCCCAUCACUCAACUUGGAUAUGCUCCCAUCUUUAAUCCUUGAUACCCUUGUAGGUAUGGUAGAUGGGAGGAGUUCUGGGUAUGUGCAAGUAUGUAUAAGAUUUCGGGGAGCUGGGCAGUGGCACAGCAGAUUAAGCGCACAUGGAGGAAAGCACACGGACCAGCAUCAGGAUCCCAGUUUGAGUCCCCAGCUCCUCACCUACAGGGGUUUUUCUUCACAGGCAGUGAAGCAGGUCUGCAGGUGUCUAUCUUUCUUUCCCCCUCUCUGUUUUCCCCUCUUCUCUCCAUUUCUCUCUGUUUUAUCCAACAACAAUGACAGCAAUAACAACAAUGAUAUAAACAAGGGAAAAAAAUAAAAAUAAUAAAGUUUCUUUUCAAAAAGAUAUUUCUAUGAAUACAAAACACUGACAUUCAGAUAGAAGAUAGGCCAGUCUAAUCUCAGGAAAAUAAUGCAUGUAUUAAAUAUUGAUGUAUGUCUAACUUCUGUUCUUAUAUCCAUAUGACAUAGUCAAUAUUGGUAUAAACCAAUAAAGUUAUCUGAAUAAGUCACUGA
This is a messenger RNA of Erinaceus europaeus (western European hedgehog), 3452 nucleotides long. It is a transcript of the gene CMKLR2, whose product is annotated as chemerin chemokine-like receptor 2. Gene Ontology annotation, cellular component: plasma membrane. Gene Ontology annotation, molecular function: G protein-coupled receptor activity; complement receptor activity. The transcript has 2 exons. The record is from RefSeq and is a predicted model, not a curated record. The coding region runs from base 562 to 1632 and encodes 356 amino acids. Gene Ontology annotation, biological process: inflammatory response; complement receptor mediated signaling pathway; positive regulation of cytosolic calcium ion concentration. NCBI's taxonomy places the organism in Eukaryota, Metazoa, Chordata, Mammalia, Eulipotyphla, Erinaceidae.